This is a messenger RNA of Rhizopus microsporus ATCC 52813, 1068 nucleotides long. RefSeq lists its product as uncharacterized. The transcript is spliced from 5 exons. The record is from RefSeq and is a predicted model, not a curated record. Bases 16 to 1020 code for a protein of 334 amino acids. NCBI's taxonomy places the organism in Eukaryota, Fungi, Mucoromycota, Mucoromycetes, Mucorales, Rhizopodaceae. Gene Ontology annotation, molecular function: protein binding; cysteine-type deubiquitinase activity.
CCUAUUGUUAAAACAAUGUUUACAGAUAAAAAAAAGAUUGAAAAAUUCAACGCGGAAAUUAUAUCAAGAGUAACCACUUUUCUCGACUUGUCGUCUAUUUUACAACUUACACUCACUUCGAAAUCCUUUUGUCACUUAAUGAAAGACGAAUUUGUAUUCAAGCGUCUUGUUGAACGAGACUUUGGCAUAACUGAUAAAAAACCAGAAGAGUCAUGGGUCACAAUCUAUAAGCAAUUAAAGACAGGAAAUGAUCAAACAACGACGAUGAAUGGCAAUGAUUGUCCUCAUCACUUGGAUUAUCCUGAAGCAACAUCAGCAUUAAUAAUAGAGAUCAAACGCGUUCUCUAUAAAAGCUAUCAACAGAAUCCUUCUCUAUGUGAUAUCUGUCAAACACAAAACGCCACUUAUUUAAAUAUGCACCCUGGUUGCCAUAGUGAAGCGUGUCGUACUUGUUUAGAUAAUUUUGUAGAUGAUGAAGAGCAUUAUCCCAUUCAAUUAGAAUUAGAUACAGGCAAUUUAUACUGCUUUCAAUGCACACAAGGCCAGCCCUACAAAAUUGACGGAUCAUCAAAGACAAGUACGAUAUUGCAAAGUUUAAAUGCACCAGAAUCAGACCAAGAAUUAGACUUGAGACGUAAAGCCGAACACUUACUUUAUAUUCAAGAACUAAGACGAGAGGAGAUGUCACUAAAACAUUAUUUUGUGGAAAAGCAAUGGGGAAGAUUGUGGAUGUUGUUUAGAACACGUGAAGGAUCACCAUUGCCUGGACGCGUCACCAAUAACAAAUUAGCGCGUAGUAAUGGCACGCUUGAUCCAAAUAUUCGAUUACCUAUGGACAAAUACCGCCCUUCACCAGAGACUCAUGCCGACAUUGUAAGUGUAAAGCUCUGGAGAUAUCUGGAAAAGGCUUAUGGUGUUCAAGGCAAAGCUUAUAAUGAAGAUGAUAUUAUUGCACCUGAAUAUGCAAGAUUGAGAGUUUAUGUAGACGAUUUCAAAAAGAGCAUUGAUCUUUAUCCUUGAGUCUUUUUUGUUUAUUUUUUUAAUAAAGAAGAAGAAAAAAGAGACGUU